Messenger RNA from Myotis davidii, 978 nucleotides. RefSeq names its product sodium voltage-gated channel beta subunit 4 (gene SCN4B). Gene Ontology annotation, biological process: regulation of ventricular cardiac muscle cell membrane repolarization; regulation of sodium ion transmembrane transporter activity; cardiac muscle cell action potential involved in contraction. Lineage: Eukaryota; Metazoa; Chordata; Mammalia; Chiroptera; Vespertilionidae. Gene Ontology annotation, cellular component: voltage-gated sodium channel complex; membrane. The transcript has 6 exons. Gene Ontology annotation, molecular function: sodium channel regulator activity; transmembrane transporter binding. The record is from RefSeq and is a predicted model, not a curated record.
AUGUCCUCUGGUACCUUCGGCACCGCUUCUCAGAGCCGGACGUACGGCGAGGACUCGCUGAGUCAGGCUGGCGGCAGCCCGGGCCCUGGUGCUGCCUGUGAGCUGGAGGGAGAGCCCUCUGGCUUCAGAAACCCUGAUGCCGCGAAGCGAGGGGGCCGGGAGCGGCCUCCGGGCUGCCGGCUGUCCUCGGAGCGACGCCCUGGUCUCUUCCUGCUGCCCGCGUCCCUGGCGCUGGAGGUGUCGGUGGGGAAGGCUGCCACCAUCUACGCCGUCAACGGCACGGAGGUCCUGCUGCCCUGCACCUUCUCCAGCUGCUUCGGCUUCCACAACCUGGCCUUCUCCUGGUCCUACAACAGCAGCGACGCCUUCCGGGUCCUCAUAAGCGGGACUGUGAAGAACGAGAAGUCGGACCCCAGGCUGCACCUGAGGAACGACGACCGCAUCACGCUGGAGGGCUCCACCAAGGAGAAGAUGAACAACCUGUCCAUCCUGCUGCGGGACCUGGACUUCGGCGACACCGGCCGCUACACCUGCCACGUGCGGAACCCCAAGGAGAAGGACCUGUGACCCCACGCCCCUGUCUGCCCCCCCCCCGCCCCCCCGGCAGUGGAGGAAGUGGACAACACGCUGACACUCAUCAUCCUGUCGGUGGUGGGCGGCGUCGUUGGGCUCGUGGUCCUUAUCCUGCUGAUCAAGAAGCUAGUCACCUUCAUCCUCAAGAAGACCCAGGAAAAGAAGAAGGAAUGCCUUGUGAGCUCCUCAGGGAAUGACAACACGGAGAACGGGCUGCAGGGCUCCAAGGCCGAAGAGAAGGCGCCCAGCAAGGCGUGAGCCUGGGGGCCACAGCCCAGGGCACCCGUGAGGGUGACUCGCAGGCCUGUGGCCGCCUGACACUGCUGCUUGGCUCAAACCCUAGUUUUCCUGUGGGAGCCGGGUCCUGUCCGGCCUGCCGCCCAGAGAAGGGGUGGGGUGCGGGGG